Ziziphus jujuba (common jujube) is the source of this 1501-nucleotide messenger RNA. Its product is annotated as chalcone synthase 2. NCBI's taxonomy places the organism in Eukaryota, Viridiplantae, Streptophyta, Magnoliopsida, Rosales, Rhamnaceae. The transcript is spliced from 2 exons. Gene Ontology annotation, molecular function: acyltransferase activity, transferring groups other than amino-acyl groups. The record is from RefSeq and is a predicted model, not a curated record. The coding region runs from base 126 to 1310 and encodes 394 amino acids. Gene Ontology annotation, biological process: polyketide biosynthetic process.
CCGUAUCCCAUCCUUCAGAUCCACCAUCAGUCAUCAUCAUCAAUACCUCUGAAAAACUUUCACAUCUUACAAAAAGCAGAUCAAAUAAUAUCUAUCAUCUGGAAAUUUGACUUCCAUCAACUACCAUGGCUUCCAUAGAGGAGAUCCGAAAGGCCCAGAGAGCCGAGGGUCCAGCCACCGUGCUUGCCAUUGGCACCGCCACCCCUCCCAACUGUGUUUCCCAGGCGGAUUAUCCCGACUACUACUUCCGCAUCACCAACAGCGAACACAUGACCGAUCUCAAGGAGAAGUUCAAGCGCAUGUGUGACAAAUCCAACAUAAAGAAGCGUUACAUGUACUUAACAGAAGAGAUUCUGAAGGAAAACCCAAACAUGUGCGCUUACAUGGCACCAUCUCUGGAUGCUCGUCAGGACAUGGUGGUGGUGGAGGUUCCCAAGCUUGGCAAAGAAGCUGCCACCAGAGCCAUCAAAGAGUGGGGCCAGCCCAAGUCCAAGAUCACCCAUCUCGUCUUCUGCACCACCUCCGGCGUCGACAUGCCGGGUGCCGACUACCAGCUCACCAAGCUCCUCGGCCUCCGCCCUUCCGUCAAGCGCCUGAUGAUGUACCAGCAGGGUUGCUUCGCCGGCGGCACCGUCCUCCGCCUCGCCAAGGACCUUGCCGAGAACAACAAGGGCGCCAGGGUUCUCGUCGUCUGCUCCGAGAUCACCGCCGUCACUUUCCGGGGUCCUUCCGACACGCAUUUGGAUUCCUUGGUGGGGCAGGCCCUUUUUGGAGACGGGGCGGCCGCCGUGAUCAUCGGAGCCGAUCCCGACACCUCCUUUGAGCGUCCGCUGUUCCAGCUAGUGUCGGCGGCACAGACGAUCCUCCCCGACUCGGAUGGAGCCAUAGACGGGCACCUUCGAGAAGUGGGGCUGACAUUCCACUUGCUCAAGGACGUGCCCGGGUUGAUCUCCAAGAACAUCGAGAAGAGCCUGAACGAGGCCUUCGCCCCACUGGGCAUCUCCGACUGGAACUCCCUCUUCUGGAUCGCUCACCCCGGCGGCCCCGCCAUUCUGGACCAGGUGGAGUUGAAGCUUGGCCUCAAGCCCGAUAAGCUGAGGGCCACGCGCCACAUUCUCAGCGAGUACGGCAACAUGUCCAGCGCUUGCGUUCUCUUCAUUUUGGACGAGAUGAGGAAGAACUCCGUGGAGGCAGGCAAGCCCACCACCGGCGAAGGUUUGGAUUGGGGUGUUCUCUUCGGCUUCGGGCCCGGUUUGACUGUUGAGACCGUCGUUUUGCAUAGCGUUUCAGCUGCUCACAAGCGGUCCUAGUACUUGUGAGUUCCUUCGGUGUGACCAGUCAGUUUGAAAAAUGAAGUGAUUCGACGUCGUUUUGUUUUUUCUUUUGUUUUUUUGUUUUUUUAUUACAAUAAGUGGGUGAUGAAAUGAAAUCAAAUAUAUGAUUGAAUGAAUUUAUGUCCGAUUCAAAGUAAUUAAAUACUAUUUAUUUUCUUCUUUUCCAA